This is a messenger RNA of Xyrauchen texanus (razorback sucker), 1602 nucleotides long. RefSeq names its product UDP-GlcNAc:betaGal beta-1,3-N-acetylglucosaminyltransferase 7-like. Gene Ontology annotation, molecular function: hexosyltransferase activity. Gene Ontology annotation, cellular component: membrane. The record is from RefSeq and is a predicted model, not a curated record. Bases 218 to 1429 code for a protein of 403 amino acids. The transcript has a single exon. Lineage: Eukaryota; Metazoa; Chordata; Actinopteri; Cypriniformes; Catostomidae.
UGAAAGAGCGCAGGAUAUGCGACAAUUUAUGAAGCGACGACAUAUGUCACUGUCUGAGAGGAGGAAAACGCUCUCUUUACAGCUUUAUCAAAAUGACCUCUCGUGGAUUAUUCCCUAAACUCUAUAUUACCAGAACUAUUGGGAAAUUAAUAGCAGGCGAGUGCGUUCACUUUUCAUGAGGAAUUUACUGCCCACUCAGACGGACUGAUCAGGCGCUAUGGAGUUCCUCUUUAGAAAGAAAAAGAAUCUGAGGACAGCAGUCAGCUUGACUUUGGUGUUUGCCACUUUGCUGAUGCUUCAGAAACUGAUGACGGUGGAUAUGAACAUUAAGGAUAUCAAAGUCGAGCUGAAAACCAAGUUAUGUGGCCCCAAAUGUCAGUCACUCAAAAGUCACAGCAUAAGGGUGGUUGGAAAUUCAUCCCAGAAGAAUGAGACUGGCUUGGCACGAGUGGCCAAACGCAUGCCAAAAACAUGGGACGUGCAUAGUAUUAACUGUGCAGAGAAUUCCACAUUAAAAACCCAAGAGUGGUUUCGCCAUCUGAAUCCACGGUUCCACUCAUUUGUCCUCCAAAGACAUUGCAGAUAUUUCCCCAUGCUGCUGAAUCACCCAGAGAAGUGUAGCGGUGACGUGGAUAUUCUGGUCGUAGUAAAAUCGGUUAUUGAAGAACACGACCGGAGAGAGGCAGUGCGCAAGACGUGGGGUAAAGAACAGGUAAUCCAGGGCAUGAGAAUCAAAACGUUAUUUCUCUUAGGCACUCCAGCGUCUGGCAAAGACUCCCGAAAUUUACAAGCGCUGGUUCGAUAUGAAGACCGAACCUAUGGGGACAUAUUGCAGUGGGACUUCAUGGACACAUUUUUCAACCUUACCUUAAAGGAGGUGAAUUUUCUCAAGUGGUUCAACAUCUACUGCCGCAAAGUCCCCUUCAUCUUCAAAGGAGAUGAUGAUGUGUUUGUCCACACCAAAAACCUCGUGGAACUGAUUGGUUUUAAGAUGGAGGAGAAGGUGGAGAACCUAAUUGUUGGGGACACCAUUUUCAAAGCCAAACCGAUCAGAAACCGUCAGAGUAAAUAUUUCAUUCCCAAAGAUUUGUAUGAUAAACCUUAUCCACCUUACUUGGGUGGGGGAGGAUUUCUCAUGUCAUCUCAAGUGGCUCAGAGGCUGUUCGUGGUUUCUGAAAACGUAGAGCUUUAUCCAAUUGAUGAUGUGUUUUUGGGCAUGUGUCUUCAGAGGUUGAAGAUCACACCUGAGCUGCAUCUGGGCUUUAGAACAUUCGGGAUCAUAAAGCGCAAAGUGACCCCUUUGAACCGAGAGCCGUGUUUCUUCCGUAACCUCAUCGUGGUGCACAAACUCGGUGCAGCCGAGCUCCUGAGAAUGUGGAAACUUGUGCAAAACGAAGACCUCAAUUGCGCCAGACAAGUUGUGUUCUAAAACUCAACUCAAAUGGGCAUUUAAGAGAACAAAGAGAAAACAUCUCUGUUAUACAAACAUUUUGUUUACUGAAACCGUUUGCGUUUUCAUCCUUUCUUUUGUAACCGCGUUGUGUAUAAAUAACGUGGACGAUUAUGAUGACUGCUUAUAUUGUUAUGCAUUACCAGAUCCAA